Messenger RNA from Rhipicephalus sanguineus (brown dog tick), 2662 nucleotides. RefSeq names its product G-box-binding factor-like. The record is from RefSeq and is a predicted model, not a curated record. Lineage: Eukaryota; Metazoa; Arthropoda; Arachnida; Ixodida; Ixodidae. The transcript has 2 exons. The coding region runs from base 139 to 612 and encodes 157 amino acids.
AGAAUUCCGGUUUCAGAAAAUGUUAUGCUAGGGUCCAUUCGACUUCCUGUGUGAGAAGUGUUCACCUCCCUUCCCGGGGCACAUCGCAGGAAGCUCUCGACGGCGUCGCUUCAGGGCAGCCCGGCCGCCCUGGCCGCCAUGGGUCGCGGCGGAGGAGCCAGCCGGCAGCAGCGCAGCGGUAGCGUCCAGCUGCGCCUCACGCAGCAGCACCACCACCAGCACCACCAGCAGCCCGCGGCACCGUGCGGCAGGGAGUCGCACCACCGCACCCUCGCCAACGGGCUCGCCCUGCACGCCGACAGGGCCGCCUCCUCGGACGCCCCGGAGGCGAGCCCUCACCAGCAUCAACAUCAACAGCAGCAGCAGCAGCAGAUGAGCGUGCGGCGGCGUGCCAAGAGCCUCGGGGCCCUGCGCGGUCCCGAGCAGCCGUCGUCGUCCUCGCAGCACCACCAGGCGUCGGGCGCGUCCCCGUCGGGCACCGCCACGGUGUCGCUGAUCGAACCCGACGGCGCACCGCUGCUGCCGUUCCUCUUCAGCCGUAUGGUGCAGGACAGGACUGCGCUCUACUCCAGCUACCCAUCCAUCAAGUGUGAUAUCGUCGAAUACUUAUGAGGAACGCUCCUAGCCUUCGCGUCCUCGUCUCGCCAGCUCAAAAUGUGAAAACCAAAGGGCAGGGGGUGGAGGGUCCGGCCCAGCCCCCCCCGUCCACUCGGCAAUAUGCAACGUGCUUCGUGUCUCCGCUCUACGUGUGCCGUGUCCAGGUGGUGGCGGUGAUUCUCAGUCGCCACCGCCGGGCCUCGGGUGAACUUACAGCAGCGGAGGGAUGAUGUCCCCGGGUACGGAGAGGAGUCGUGGAACUGUGCCGCCAUCGCCACCGCCUCCUCUUUGCGGGGAGGCCUGUGUUCUUCGGCUGUGGUGCUGGCUGCAUUGCCGGGCGCCAGAGUGUACAGUAGUGGUCUUAGUGUUUGUAGGGAGUUCUCGCCAACACAGGGCGAAGAACAGGUGCUCAAGGGCGGGAGGUCAUGGCAGGUGAGGAGUAUAUAUGGAGGGGACGCUGCGAUGGGUGGCGAAGUUGAGUGAGGGGGAGUGUCAACAUAAUCUAGUCUGGUGGUGCACGGGAGAAUUGAGGAGAAAUGGCAGGAAUGUUGUAAUCACUGCAGGUUAUAGACGCGUGGAAUUCCUUGAAGUCAAACUUUUAAACAAACGAGAGGCAGGGACGACUGGAAAGUGUUGAGAGGAGGUGCAAAGAUUAAUGGAGCGAUUCCGGAAGAGGCCAUCACCGAGCUUUGUCCAAAGCUUACGACUGCCCUUAGUGAAUGAUUUUUCUGACAGUUGGCCUUACAAGCGGGCUUUUCAAAAGAAGUUGAGAGAGACAGGAGGAGAGGCAAGGACACUUACGGUCCAAAAAUUGUUUAAAAGGCUGACCUAUCUUCUUCCCUUUCCUUGAUUUGUCGCUUUGCUUUUGUGUUGUUAAGUAAGUUCCAUCAUCCUUGCUUUCAUGUAUGCUUACUCCAACUGGUCAUCUGUUGCAUAGCGCUCCUGUCACAAUAGGAUAAGUGUCAGGGUAAUGGCUAGCGACCAAAAAUUCAGUUUUUUGUACUCUGCUACUAGAUCAUCCCGCUUGAAUUUUGCACACAGGGCAAGUUUAAGAACUUUCGGUCCUUGAUGGCCCGCAACAAUCUCACACUGCAGCACGGAAACAAUCAAAAUCAUCAUCACAACGCCACGUGAGUAACGUGACCACUUCACUUAAGAGCACAAAUGCGGUACACUUGCCCUUGUGGUACUGUGUACUGUUCCAUCCGCCUGGCUUCAGCCGCCUUUGAGAGCUGUUCUCGCAAUGCCGUCUUUCUUGCGGGUGGGUCUGGCCCAUGGCAGACAGGACUAUACCUCUUGCUCGCUUUCAACAACAUCAAGAGCACGAAUCAUAAACGCCAUUCUGUUACCGGGGCUCUAAUGCUAUCGUUCCAACGGACGAAUCUGAUAGGGUAAUGCGGUGGACACGUCAUGAGGUAACUUUCCUUUUGUUUCGCUUCAGAAGGGUUGUUCUCCGUCGGGUUAGGUGACGGCAGUUGUUGUCACUGGACAGUGUUCGGGAAUAGACUUGUGGGGAAACAUGCGCUAGAAAUAUCCAUGCAUGUCACAAGAUGCGUGGUGGGUUGAAGGGGUUAAACAGAGUAGCGAUGUGAGAAAUGUAAGGGAUGGUCCCGGGUGAGAAACCUUCGUUACCAGCGUCUGCAGUUGGGUACUGCCGCAGCACACAGUUCUCGAACAAUGGUGUAUGGGUUCUUUCUUUCAAACCCGGCUCUCAUAGUACUGUGCCAGGAGCCGGCACUGUAGCCGUUGUUGCGGCCAUACAUGUACAAGACAUUUGCAAUCAGUGUGUAUAACGUUCGGAAAUGUGUGUACCAAAGCCUCUAAGCUCUUUCCUGUCAGAGUCGUAACGUCCGGUGACCGUUACCCUCGCACCGAUGCCGACGUUAGUUUUUACGAUACUGGGAUUUGUACCUCGUUCUCUCUGUGCAUACAGGUUGGGGCAAAAGACGAAAAAAAAAAGAGUCGAUACGUUAUAGCCCGCAUCAGCGAACGCGUGAUGUGAACCCCCCCGGCAUUGGGCAAGCGUUCCCGCCUCUCCUCCUCACCCAGCCUUACAUCACCUCCU